Molecule: messenger RNA, 657 nt
Organism: Aspergillus mulundensis
Lineage: Eukaryota; Fungi; Ascomycota; Eurotiomycetes; Eurotiales; Aspergillaceae
Exons: 1
Coding region: 1-657 (218 amino acids)
Biological process (GO): protein import into nucleus; spindle pole body duplication
Cellular component (GO): nuclear pore transmembrane ring; nuclear outer membrane
Source: RefSeq, a predicted model, not a curated record
AUGGUCUACCACAGCUCUCAGUGGAUCGAGAAAACAAUUGAAAUUCCCAUGCACUCCGACCUGUCGCUCCUUAUCAUUCAAUUUGUCUUUAUGUUCAACAUACUGGUUGCGUUAUAUCCCCUUUUUCGACCGAAAGAUGAGAUGCCCGACAUUCCUCUUACCCCGACACAGCGGGCCCUUCUCGGGCUCAAUCCCUCGACGACCUCGUCGCCUACCCCGGCGACGUCUUAUGCAACCCCGCCAAAAUACAGAGUGUCUGGAUCAAGGACAGUUAGUCCAGCUAGUUUCUCCGGAUCGCCGUUGUCCGCGAGUGCGAGCGCCUCGAGCCUCCGAUUUUCGUCUAGCGCACCAUUUUCCGCGUCUACCAGCCCAUUACUCUACAAAAAGGUGCCAAAUGGAGGCAGAGAGAACGUACGCAGACCUAGUUUUGGGUCGUCUUCGCCUUUGCGGACCUCGUCUUUCAAGGAGUCGAUUGCUUUGCCAGCCACUCCUUCGCCGGCCGGGGCUUCGCCUUUGCGGGCCUCACCUUUCAAGGAGUCGAUUGCUUUGCCAGCCACGCCUUCGCCGGCCGGGGGAAAGCGGGGAAGCUUGGGGGUGAGCAACAAGUGGCUAUAUGAGCGGAGCAGGCGUUCAUCGAUCAGCAGUGGUAGUUAUUGA